AUGGCGAAACAGGGAUCCUUCUUUGUGCGAUUCCGUAACUUUGAUGCCUAUGCGAAAACGCUGGACGAUUUUCGGGUCAAGACAACGGCAGGAGCUACUGUAACCGUCAUCAGCGCGUUGAUCAUAUUCUACCUUGUCCUUUCCGAGCUCAUUGCAUAUCAGACGUCCACAUGGCAACCAGAAUUAGUUGUUGACAAGAGUCGCAAAGACAAGAUGACCAUUCAGUUCAAUGUGACCUUUCCAAAGAUGCCUUGCCAUAUGCUCAGCUUGGAUAUCAUGGACGAUAGUGGAGAGCACAUUAGUGGAUAUACACACGACGUGUACAAAGUACGACUGGAUUCAAUGGGUCAAUUGAUUGACAAGCAAAAGGAGACAAAACUUGGUGACAAUAGCCAUGGCGCUGAAAUGGCUCUUCAAAAGCAAGAUGAAAACGAAUGUGGAAGUUGCUAUGGUGCCACGGCAGUACGACCCGAUGGCUGCUGCAACACAUGUGAUGAGAUUCGAGAAGCAUACGCCAACAUGGGAUGGGGCAUGGGCGAUCCUGAUCAAUUCAGUCAAUGUGUGCGAGAGAAUUGGCGUGAAAAGAUCGAGAAACAAUCGAACGAAGGGUGCAAUAUCCAUGGACGUCUUUCGGUCAACAAGGUGCGAGGCAAUUUCCAUAUUGCACCUGGAAAAUCAUUUCAACAAGCCAACAUGCAUGUGCACGACUUGAAGACCUAUAUGCAAGGUGCUCCUGACGGCCAUUCAUUUGACAUGUCACACGAAAUCCAUUCCUUGACAUUCGGCGAUCUUGUGACGAAUCAUUGGGUGACAAGUCGCGCAUUGACAACCACCGUAACAGAUCCCCUGGCUGGUACAGUGAAAAGAUCGGAUAAAGUACGCACCGUCUAUCAGUACUUUUUAAAGAUCGUAUCCACCGAGUUGCUUCCACGUUCUGGUAAAUCGGUAUAUACCAAUCAAUAUUCAGUGAUGCAAAAUGAUCGUGUGUUGGGAGAUCAUGCUUCAGGAUUACCAGGCGUGUUUUUCAUCAUGGAUAUUUCACCUAUGCAAAUCAUCUAUCGAGAAGAACGUUCUUCCUUCACCAGCUUUCUCACUGGAGUAUGUGCUAUUGUCGGUGGUAUCUUCACCGUAGCAGGGCUUUUUGAUCGCGUGGUCUAUCGUGCAGAGCGUGCAUUGAAGAAAAAGAGAGAUUUGGGUAAAACGUUGUAG
This is a messenger RNA of Lichtheimia ornata, 1209 nucleotides long. RefSeq lists its product as uncharacterized. The record is from RefSeq and is a predicted model, not a curated record. Gene Ontology annotation, cellular component: endoplasmic reticulum membrane; COPII-coated ER to Golgi transport vesicle; endoplasmic reticulum. NCBI's taxonomy places the organism in Eukaryota, Fungi, Mucoromycota, Mucoromycetes, Mucorales, Lichtheimiaceae. The transcript has 6 exons. Gene Ontology annotation, biological process: endoplasmic reticulum to Golgi vesicle-mediated transport; retrograde vesicle-mediated transport, Golgi to endoplasmic reticulum. The coding region runs from base 1 to 1209 and encodes 402 amino acids.